Molecule: messenger RNA, 1125 nt
Organism: Ylistrum balloti
Lineage: Eukaryota; Metazoa; Mollusca; Bivalvia; Pectinida; Pectinidae
Product: sex peptide receptor-like
Exons: 1
Coding region: 1-1125 (374 amino acids)
Biological process (GO): G protein-coupled receptor signaling pathway
Cellular component (GO): membrane
Molecular function (GO): G protein-coupled peptide receptor activity
Source: RefSeq, a predicted model, not a curated record
AUGGCGUAUAUGAAUUCUACAAACGUGACGUUUUUGGAGAAUUCACUGAACUGCCUGCCAAUAUUAUACCCGUAUUGGUUUCCCAUGUAUGGUGUACUUUGUCCUUUGCUUGCCUUUACAACGCUUUGUACCAACAUCCUCGUCAUUAUUGUUUUCACCAUGAACCGGAUGCGUUCCCCGACGACCAUUCUUCUCACGGCUCUCGCAGUGAGUGAUAUUUUGGCGGCAAUUGUCAUAACUCCGAUGUAUGUUUAUUUUUACAGCAUGGGAAAUGUGUUGAAUUACCAAGAGGGACUUCCGUAUCCCCUGUGUAUAUACCACAGCAUGGCCUACAAAAUUACUGCCGUUUUCCACGCGGUGUCAAUAUGGCUGACAGUGGUACUCGGCAUCCAAAGAUACAUUGUCGUGGCCUACCCGAUUCCCGGCAGACGACUAUGCUCGCAGAAAAACUCCGUCUUGGUAAUAAUUCUGGUGUUCAUAUUGGUCCUAGGUACCUAUUCACUGUGGUUCAUGGAAGACAGAUUCGAGGAGAGAACUCGGAUAGAUGAAAGUGGUUUGGCGAUUCCUUAUUGUCUAUGUUAUCAGGAGGAAGUAAUCAUGUUUGAUUAUAGUCUAGAAAAAAUGAUGAAAUUCAUCCGCCUUGUGUUCGGACAGUUUUUUCCUUGCAUGAUACUUUUGUGUGCGACAAUAGCGUUGGUCCAGAAACUAGUUGUUGAAUCCCACCGGAUACUGGAUCUACAUAAAGAAGAAGACAACGAAAUGGAAAGGACUGACUUCCGGUUGAUUCGAAGAACUACGGUAAUGGUGAUUCUCAUCGUUAUAACGUUUUGUCUAGUAGAAAUACCACUUAGUAUAGUGUUUCUCAUAGAUGUUUGUGACGUAAAGAUCAUUCAACUCGACACGAAAUUAGAAAUAGCGGUAAUAUCUAAUUUUUGUUUGUUUAUCACAUACCAGGUAAAUUUCUGGAUAUAUGUUUGUCUCAGCAGGCACUUUAGGAACAAUUUGAGGAGACUUUUUCGUUUUGGAAAAAAACAAUGGAAUCAAAAUGGUUUGAAUUCUGUGAAUUCUAAGUCCAUCUACUCGCCGCGUAUAUUGAAGAACAGGCGCGUGUCAACCUUUCAUUGA